Molecule: messenger RNA, 759 nt
Organism: Glycine soja
Lineage: Eukaryota; Viridiplantae; Streptophyta; Magnoliopsida; Fabales; Fabaceae
Exons: 2
Coding region: 1-759 (252 amino acids)
Source: RefSeq, a predicted model, not a curated record
AUGCCGCUCUACACCAAGUUUAUGAAAGACAUCCUCACCAAGAAGGGGAAGUAUAUUGACAAUGAGAGUAUUGUGGUAGGAGGCAACUGCAGUGUGGUGAUACAGAGGAAGCUACCAAAGAAAUUUAAGGACCCCGGGAGUGUGACUAUCCCUUACACCAUAGGGAAGGAGUCAGUAGGAAAGGCCCUCAUUGCCUUAGGGGCAAGCAUAAACCUGAUGCCCCUAUCAAUGUGCAGAAAAAUUAGUGAUCUGAAGAUAGACCCUACCAGGAUGACACUUCAGCUAGCAGACCGCUCAAUCACAAGACCAUAUGAGAUGGUAGAAGAUGUCCUAGUCAAAGUCUGCCACUUUACUUUUCCGGUGGACUUUAUCAUUAUGGAUAUCGAAGAAGACACGGAGAUUCCUCUUGUCUUAGGCAGACCUUUCAUGCUGACUGCCAACUGUGUGGUAAACAUGAGGAAUGGAAAUCUGGAGUUGAGCAUUGACAAUCAGAAGACUUUGCUGGAGAGAGCUUUGGUAAAUAAGGUAGACUGCCUAACCAGUGAAGAAGAAGAAGAUCUCAAGGCUUGCUUGGAAGACUUGGAUCGAGAAGAUAGCAUUCCUGAGGGGGAAGCCAGCUUUGAGGAACUAAAGAGCGAGACCCCAUCCGAGAAGAAGAAGGUAGAGUUGAAGAUACUGCUCAACCAUCUAAAGUAUGUGUUCCUGGAAAAAGAUGAGACUAAGCCUGUGGUGAUCAGCAAUGCACUCGCAUCUGAAUAA